CUACAACGUAUGUGGUCUGAGACUUCUUAUCAUAUACAAUCAUUGCGUGAUAAUAGUAUAUGCGCCCAAGAAGAAUUUGAUAGUAUCUUGGAUAUUAAUGACCCCGGAUUGUGUUAUAGAUUGUCAUUUGAUCCUGCUGAUGACGUAUCUUUACCUUUCCUAAAAUCACCAUCAAUACGACCAAAAGUAGCUAUUCUUCGCGAACAAGGAGUGAAUGGUCAAGCGGAAAUGGCUUUUGCGUUUCAUCUUGCAGGAUUUACUGCAAUAGAUGUUCAUAUGUCCGAUAUACUUUCAGGUGAGGUAACACUUGAAGAUUUUAAGGGAAUCGCAGCUUGUGGCGGUUUCUCUUAUGGAGACGUACUAGGAGCUGGUUCUGGUUGGGCCAAAUCUAUAUUAUUGCAUUCCAAAGCCCGUCAGGAAUUUUUAAAUUUCUUUCAAAAUCGACAAGAUACAUUUGUAUUAGGU
Dentiscutata erythropus is the source of this 465-nucleotide messenger RNA. Lineage: Eukaryota; Fungi; Glomeromycota; Glomeromycetes; Diversisporales; Gigasporaceae. The record is from the annotation of a GenBank genome assembly.